Messenger RNA from Suricata suricatta (meerkat), 2136 nucleotides. It is a transcript of the gene DTX3, whose product is annotated as deltex E3 ubiquitin ligase 3. The record is from RefSeq and is a predicted model, not a curated record. Gene Ontology annotation, biological process: Notch signaling pathway; protein ubiquitination. Bases 470 to 1516 code for a protein of 348 amino acids. NCBI's taxonomy places the organism in Eukaryota, Metazoa, Chordata, Mammalia, Carnivora, Herpestidae. The transcript has 6 exons.
GGGUGGCGUCUCUAAGAGAUUUAACCUCCUACCCUCGGUUCCACACGCCACCCCCUCCCUCCAAAGACUGGGACGGCGCCUCCAUUUUUGUUUUGGGGCGGAAGGGCAGGGGCUCUUGCAUGGAAGGGGGUCAAAGGAAACGGUGACUAGCACCUAUACGGGGAAGCGGGUGCUGUCCUCCCUCCUACCCUUUCUCUCGGUCUGUACCCCCUCUGCAAACUGCCCCCCCACCUUCUCGGGGUCUCCCCCCCCCUUGUUGCUAGGGCCCAGACCGUCAUCCCAGCAACAGCCUCAGUCAUGUGACCGGCAAUGGCGGCGCUGACGAGAGACCUGGUCAGCUGAGUGUGGAAAAAGUGGGAUUUCUGCUGCUUUUAUUGUCCAUGGGCUUUCCAGGUCACACAACCUACAAGUAGGGAGCAGGGACAGAGGGAGAGAGCCUGCAUGCCAAUUCUAAGCUCUUCAGGAUCAAAUGUCGUUCGUCCUGUCCAGAAUGGCAGCCUGUGGAGGCACCUGCAAGAACAAGGUGACUGUCUCUAAGCCUGUGUGGGACUUCCUGAGCAAAGAGACCCCAGCCCGGCUGGCCCGGCUUCGGGAGGAGCACCGUGUGUCCAUCCUCAUAGACGGCGAGACUUCUGACAUCUAUGUCCUCCAGCUUUCCCCGCAGGGCCCUCCCCCUGCUCCACCCAAUGGGCUCUACCUGGCCCGGAAGGCUCUCAAGGGGCUGCUGAAAGAGGCCGAGAAAGAGCUGAAGAAAGCUCAGAGGCAGGGAGAGCUUAUGGGCUGCCUGGCUUUGGGGGGUGGUGGGGAACACCCUGAGCUGCACCGCCCAGGGCCUCCCCCUCCCCCUCUGCGAGCAGCUCCGCUCCUGCCCCCAGGGGCUCGGGGGCUUCCCCCUCCUCCCCCCCUGCCCCCUCCACUUCCUCCCCGCCUUCGGGAGGAGACGGAAGAGCAGGAGAGCACCUGCCCCAUCUGUCUGGGGGAGAUCCAGAACGCCAAGACAUUGGAGAAGUGCCGGCACUCAUUCUGUGAGGGCUGCAUCACCCGAGCCCUGCAGGUGAAAAAGGCCUGUCCCAUGUGUGGCCGCUUCUAUGGGCAGCUGGUGGGCAACCAGCCCCAGAAUGGGCGGAUGCUGGUCUCUAAGGACGCCACACUCCUGCUGCCAAGCUAUGAGAAGUACGGCACCAUCGUCAUCCAGUACGUCUUCCCGCCCGGUGUCCAGGGGGCUGAACACCCAAACCCAGGAGUUCGGUAUCCUGGCACCACACGGGUGGCCUACCUCCCGGACUGCCCUGAGGGCAACAAGGUGCUGACCCUGUUCCGCAAGGCAUUUGACCAGCGUCUCACCUUCACUAUUGGCACGUCCAUGACCACAGGGAGACCGAAUGUCAUCACCUGGAACGACAUCCACCACAAGACCAGCUGUACAGGGGGACCCCAGCUGUUUGGGUACCCGGACCCCACGUAUCUGACCCGGGUGCAAGAAGAGCUGAGAGCCAAGGGUAUCACAGAUGACUGAAGGACAUCCCCUUUGCCAGGCUCUUGCCUUUCUCCAUAGGACCCAGCGGAAGCCUCUGUUCUCCUCUCUCCCUCUGCCCCCCAUGCCACACAAAUAGGGGACCAGUCUGACUGGGGAAGGAGUUCAGAGAGGGAGGGGCAGCCCCUUCCCCGGUCCCCCACAGGCCAAGUGCUUCAGUGCAGUGCAAGCCACUCCCUUCUGGCAGAAGGCUCUGCUCCCCUGGUCCCUGUGUACAUACUCCCAAUCUCCCUACCCCCUCCAUUGCCCUUGGCCUUUUCUGGUAUGUGCUGUGCUCCAGUGACUAAGCUGAGAAAGGAUCUGGGUGGGGAGGGAGGGUCUCUUGAGGCCGCUGCCCCCCACAGACUUCCCCACUGCUGAACUUAGGUGUGGGGAGGGGGAAUGGGGCCGGUGUGAGCCCCCAAGGAGCCGGCCUUGUGUGUUCCUCAGAAACAAUCCCCCUUCUACCUUAACCUUGUCUUUCCUCUCCCGUGUCUCCGUCUCUGUCAGUCUGUCUCCCGCUCUUCUCUGCCCCCUAUAAGGAGCCUCCUUACCCUGUUCUGGAAUCGCCGCCAGACUGUAGCUUUUAAUUUAAUAAAAAUAAAGUAAAAUAUGCAACUCUC